Messenger RNA from Acaulospora morrowiae, 1884 nucleotides. NCBI's taxonomy places the organism in Eukaryota, Fungi, Glomeromycota, Glomeromycetes, Diversisporales, Acaulosporaceae. The record is from the annotation of a GenBank genome assembly.
AUGGGUUUUGCUCACCCAAUGACAGAUAUGCCUCUUGUUUUUCACCUGAAAAAAAAAAUAGAAGUCAAAAGCGUACUGCAGCUCUUUCGGAGAUUCUCCUUUACCAAAAGCAAACCUCAUGUGCCCCCGAUAUUAUUGGUCGAAUGCCUCGAAGAAAUCUUAGAACACUUAAAAAAUGAUAGAUCGACCCUCUACUCGUGCAUCUUUGUGAACCGACUCUUCUGUCGACUCGCCAUUCCAUUAUUAUGGCGCAGGCCUUUCGAAUAUCCAAACAAAUAUCGAUUUCGGCUUAUACGUACCUACAUCUCUUGUUUGGACGAUGAUCAAAAGAAGAUUUUACUUGACAACGGGCUAAAAGUGCCCGAUUUGCCGAAACCGUUCUUUGAUUACCCAAAGUACAUGCAAGGAUUUGAUUUCUUUCACUUCACCGAGGCCAUUGAGAAAUGGGUGGAGGGAAAUUAUUGCUCCAUGCCUCCCUAUCUAAUAAAUAACAUGGAGUUGAUUGAACAAAUUAUCGGUAACAUGCUCUUCAGUCGGUCGAACGGUCUUCGCAUAUUCAAAUAUUACCGGGGAUUCGGAAAUAUAAUUAAUUAUCAAUACUUUACCGACAUAAAGUUGUACACAUCGUUCUCACACUCUCUGUCAAACCUCCGAACAUUCGAAUUUCAAGCAUUCAGCUACCGUGACAAUGAAUCCUUUGCCGCCUGGUCCAACUUAUUCACCAGCAUCGCGAAUUCCACCAGGAACAUAAAACACUUGUCACUCUUCAUCCCAGCCAAAGCACACCAUAACCAACAGCUUUGUCAAGCUUUGUCGCAAUUAAUUCUAUCGCAGCCCAAUUUAUCGAGUCUGGUGAUCGACGAGCUAACCGCUCAGUUUGUAUACGACGCCCUCACGGUCAAAGCAAAAUGCCUGACUUUCCUAAGAGUCACGUGGUUAAAAAAGUUUCGCCUUUUACAUCACCUUUUGCUGAAUUGUCCGAAUCUGGAGACACUGGAAUUCUCGCAAUCUACGAGUUUCACGGAUGAAGUCAUCGAUUCAACGCUCACCACCCAACUUCCUCUUAAAAACCUUUACUGCGGUGACGGGGAUCCCUCGUCGCAAAUCAUCUCGAUGAUCCUCAAGAUGUCGAAUCAAAAUUUAAAAACGCUUUCGCUAAGAAACGUCACACCGGAAAUUCUAGAUGCGAUAGAACAAUACUGUCCAAAGAUCACCCACCUCUGUCUGAAAAUAACGGCGACGCAACUCCCAAGAUUCAUAACGUUGUUGUCGGGGUUGGCACUUGAACAUUUGACGAUUGAGAAUUCCGAAGAGCCCAAAUACACGACCGAGAAGAUCAAACUGUUGGCUCAAACUAUCCCUCUCUCGCUACGUUACUUUGGAAUCAAAUUUUCUGCAUCCAUACGUGACCUACAGGUCUUCUUCAAGGAGUGCGGUGCCUCGUUAAACGUGCUGGCUUUGUAUUACAUACCAAAGAUGGAUGCGGAUACACUGGAAUAUAUAUUCAAAUAUUCAAAGUAUCUUCGGAGUUUGAGAGAAAUCAGAUUCGACAGGAAACUUUUUAAAUACUACCAAUCGUUACCACCGCAGGAUGUGCAAAGAUUUCCGGUUUAUAAUUAUAAUGUCGGCGAGGCGAAACCAUUGAGUCAUAGAUUCUAUGGAACCCAACACUUCGAGAAUUGUAAUCGGGUAAAACAAUGUUUAAAAAUCGGAAGAUCGGAGGUAGGAAAACAAAGAUCUUCCGUGGUGAUGUCCAAAAUCGAUGGGUUACAAUCCAUUCGUUGGUGUAGCGAGGAAUCAGAUGACAAUCAAUAUCGGAAAGGAAAAUCUGGUGGGUUCACCUUAGCACCGAAAAGAGUCCCUAUUUUGCAGGUAUCAGAAUAG